Molecule: messenger RNA, 1056 nt
Organism: Alternaria viburni
Lineage: Eukaryota; Fungi; Ascomycota; Dothideomycetes; Pleosporales; Pleosporaceae
Exons: 2
Coding region: 1-1056 (351 amino acids)
Source: RefSeq, a predicted model, not a curated record
AUGGCACCCAAGAUCUUCCUCACAGGAGGCACAGGCUACAUCGGCGGCUCCGUCCUCCACACCCUCUACACCACGCACCCCUCAUACACCAUCACCGUACUUCUCCGCCGAACUCCUGAGACCUUCACCUCCACCUACCCCAACAUCACCAUCCUAACCGGCGACUACUCCAGCACCUCUUUGAUAACCUCCGCCGCCGCCUCCGCCGACAUCGUCAUCCACUGCGGGGACUCAGACCACGAACCCAGUCUCUCCGCCAUCAUCUCUGGUCUCCUCCAGCGCUCUACUCCAGGCUACCUCCUCCACCUCUCCGGCACAGGAAUAGUGUCAGACUGGGCCUCCCCAUCGUACCUGGGACUGCUAAACCCAAAGAUAUGGUCCGACAAGACUUCUCUGGCUGAGAUCCGGUCCUUGCCUCCAACGGCGCUGCACCGCAACACCGAAACCAUCCUGCACGACACCAUAGCCAAGUACGGAGAUAGGAUCAAGAUAGCAAUCAUGUGUCCCCCUGAUAUCUACGGCAAAGGUAAGGGGUUAGUUAAAACGCAUAGUGCGCUUAUCCCCUUUUUUAUACACGCAGCGAAGGGAUUGGAGAGCGGGAAACCUUUUUACUAUAACGAAGGUGCCAAUACGAGGAGUUGGGUGCAUAUCAACGAUCUCAUGCGUCUGUAUCUGCAUGUCGUGGAAGCCGCUGUCUCAACCUCCACCUCCGACGACGACGACGACUCCAGUGGUGAGUUCUUCAACGAAAACGGAUACUAUUUCGCGAGCACGCAAGAGCAUUCUCAGAUUGAUGUUGCGAAAGCAGUGGGGAGCAUUCUUCACGAACACGGUGUGAUCAAGGAUGCGGAACCAGUGCAGAUCGGUUUGGAGGAACUGGAUGGCAUGGCUGCUAUUUAUCCCGCGUUUCCGAAGCUCGCGCGGUACUUGUUCGCGAGUAAUUCGCGGACGAGGGCUGAGAGGGCGGCGGAGAAGUGGGGGUAUAAGGGUGAGGCGCCUGGGUUGUUGGAGACUCUUGAGGACGAUGUGCUGGAUGCCAUUGGCAUGAAGGGGUGA